This is a messenger RNA of Botrytis cinerea B05.10, 2244 nucleotides long. RefSeq lists its product as hypothetical. Gene Ontology annotation, molecular function: NADP binding; phosphogluconate dehydrogenase (decarboxylating) activity. The transcript has 5 exons. The coding region runs from base 618 to 2102 and encodes 494 amino acids. Gene Ontology annotation, biological process: pentose-phosphate shunt, oxidative branch; pentose-phosphate shunt. The record is from RefSeq and is a predicted model, not a curated record. Gene Ontology annotation, cellular component: cytosol. Lineage: Eukaryota; Fungi; Ascomycota; Leotiomycetes; Helotiales; Sclerotiniaceae.
GAUUGAAGAAUCGUAUAUAGAAGUAAUCCAAUCAUUUUCGCUACUACAUCAUAAUAUCAUAAUAUCUCGCUGCGUCGUAUAUUCUCCCAUAAAGAUCUUCCGAAAACAGCUCGUCGGCGUUAAAUUCUUGGGGUCCUUUGGGAGAGCAUCUCCUCCAAGCAAGGCAAGGCAAGGAAGAGGUCAAGGUCAAGGUCAAGGUCAUCCAUCCAUCCAUCCAUCCAUCCAUCCAUCCAUCUUGGGAGCCAAAGGGUCGAGUACGGACUUGGAGUAUGAACGUGAACAUGAGACCAGGAGUCCCACGAAAUAGUAAUAGCGGUGCCGGUGCUUCUGAAGUAAGUUAACUAACUAAUCAAAAGAAUAAGAGAGCUUUGCUUUGCCCCUCCUUUUAAAAUGGUUGUUUUGGAGAAGGCCCAACCAUCUUUCAUUACUUAACCAUCCUCCCAUCCUCCCUUCUCUUUCCUACCUCUUCUAUUUUAGUCUCCCUCUUCAUUCUUCCCCCCCUCCCCAUUUCUUCCGAACAACAAAUUAAUUCUCAACUCUUUUGUCAACAACAAUCAUUGAAACAUCAUCAGGAUAAAUUCAAUCAACGUUUAAUUCAUCUACAAAACCAUCUCAAGAUGUCUGCACCACAAGCAACCGGAGAUUUCGGCCUCAUCGGCUUGGCUGUUAUGGGUCAAAACAUUAUCCUCAACGCUGCUGACCACGGUUUCAACGUUAUUGCUUUCAACCGUACCACAUCAAAGGUUGAUCGUUUCCUCGAGAAUGAGGCUAAGGGCAAAUCCAUCGAGGGUGCACACUCAAUUGAAGAGUUCUGCGCCAAGUUGAAGAAGCCCCGUCGUAUUAUGCUUUUGGUCAUGGCUGGUAAGCCAGUUGACGACUUCAUCGAGACCAUCCUCCCACACAUUGAGGAAGGUGAUAUCAUCAUUGACGGUGGUAACUCACAUUUCCCCGAUACCAACCGCAGAACAAAAUACUUGGCUCAAAAGGGUAUCCGUUUCGUUGGUAGCGGUGUUUCCGGUGGUGAAGAGGGUGCCAGAUACGGUCCAUCUUUGAUGCCUGGUGGAAACGAGGAGGCCUGGCCAUACAUCAAGGAUGUUUUCCAAAGCAUUGCUGCCAAGUCUGAUGGUGAGGCAUGCUGCGAAUGGGUUGGUGAUGAGGGUGCUGGUCACUACGUCAAGAUGGUUCACAACGGUAUUGAGUAUGGUGACAUGCAACUCAUUUGCGAAGCUUAUGAUAUCAUGAAGCGUGGUCUUGGUAUGCAAGACAAGGAAAUCGGUGAUGUUUUCGCCGAAUGGAACAAGGGUGUCCUCGAUUCAUUCUUGAUCGAAAUUACCCGUGAUAUUAUGUACUUCAACGAUGAUGAUGGAACCCCACUCCUCGAGAAGAUUAUGGAUUCCGCUGGACAAAAGGGUACCGGAAAGUGGACUGCCAUCAACGCUCUUGACCUCGGAAUGCCAGUUACUUUGAUUGCCGAGUCUGUCCUUUCCCGUUGUCUUUCAUCCCUCAAGGAGGAGCGUACUCGUGCCUCCAAGGUCCUUUCUUACGUUGGACGAUCAAACAAAUUCGAGGGUGACAAGAAGCAAUUCCUCGAGGAUUUGGAGCAAGCUUUGUAUGCUUCAAAGAUUAUUUCAUACGCUCAAGGUUUCAUGCUUAUGCAAGAGGCUGCUAAGGAAUUCAAAUGGAAGCUCAACAAGCCAUCCAUUGCUUUGAUGUGGAGAGGUGGAUGCAUUAUCAGAUCCGUUUUCCUCAAGGAUAUCACAGCUGCUUACCGUGCUGAUGAUAACUUGGAGAACUUGUUGUUCAGUGACUUCUUCAACAAGGCCAUCCACAAGGCUCAACCAGGAUGGAGAGAUGUUGUUUCCAAGUCUGCCCUCAUGGGUAUUCCAACCCCAGCUUUCUCCACUGCUUUGUCUUGGUUCGAUGGUUACCGUACCAAGGAUCUCCCAGCCAACCUUCUCCAAGCCCAAAGAGAUUACUUUGGUGCCCACACCUUCAAGAUCAAGCCAGAGCACGCCUCUGAGAAAUACCCAGUCGGAAAGGAUAUUCACGUCAACUGGACUGGACGUGGAGGAAAUGUUUCCGCUUCUACUUACCAAGCAUAAAUUGGAUAUAUUUUUUAUUGAUGGGAAAGAUAGCGCAAUGGCGAUUCAUGCCUAAAAUUGGCGACAGGGGAAAUGUAUUUAGACUACGCAUGCAAUGAAUGAAAUGAAAUGGUACACGAAUUAAUUUAUUUGAUGGUUUACA